Dreissena polymorpha is the source of this 1966-nucleotide messenger RNA. RefSeq names its product galactose-3-O-sulfotransferase 3-like. Gene Ontology annotation, biological process: glycolipid biosynthetic process. The coding region runs from base 297 to 1658 and encodes 453 amino acids. Gene Ontology annotation, molecular function: galactosylceramide sulfotransferase activity. NCBI's taxonomy places the organism in Eukaryota, Metazoa, Mollusca, Bivalvia, Myida, Dreissenidae. The record is from RefSeq and is a predicted model, not a curated record. The transcript has 2 exons. Gene Ontology annotation, cellular component: membrane.
CGUUGAUGCAUUGUCGCUAUGGUACUAUCGCACUAUCGCAUCGUCGGCCCUCUGGAUUGUAAUGUGUAACCGCGAUAGCCCUUACGAUAUUCCGUACUUACUGCAGUAUUGGACAUUGAGUUGGUGUAUUGGACAUCUGUUGUUUUAUAAUCUGGUGACAUGUGCUCAGGAAACGCGUUGAGAGGAUGUUGAGGUUGUGAACUACAUACGGAUCAAUAUACUCACGAUAGAUAGAUGGGUAAUGCAUAUUUAAAACGGACACUUCGCAUCUGUACUUGGAAGUACAAACAGCUUAAAUGGGUUUCCGAUUUUACAUGAAGAGUACAGCAAGCUUUUUAAUCGUCAUCUUUCUAAUCUACUUUUUUACACGUGAAACUUGGUUUUUGAUGAACGAGGUUUCAAGGACGAGGGCCGAUGGUGGUGUGGAUAGCAAUGAUUUAAAGCCUCUUCUGGAUUCAUUACAUGCUGCGUUUGCAGAGCAAGGAGAUUUGAAAGACACUAGCGAAGAUACGACGGAGUUUCCUGUCGAGUCUAGUAGCAAAACGGAAUCAAUGGCCAUUGUAGAGGCACAGAAAACAAAUGUUUCAGCGUCAUCUGUUCUUAGUCAUCAACUUGGAAACGCGCAAAGAUUUAUGAAAAACAAAAACAUUACCUUUUCGCAGAGUCCUUUAGAAAAGCAUCACGUCGUGUUUCUUAAAGUUCACAAAACAGGAAGUUCCACUGUGCAGAAUAUAUUUUUACGGUACGGAUAUCAUAGAAAACUAACGUUUGUGUUGGCACAUGAUGACGUGAGUCUUGCGGAAACGAACUUUCCGAACGUCAUUAGCUAUCGGAAUUCCCUUAAUGGCAAGAAUAUCUGUCCACCACCACAAGGACAGCAUUACGACAUCCUUUGUUGUCACGUUAUAUAUAAUAAAUAUAACUUUUCUCAAUACAUGCCGUCAGAUACGGUGUAUAUUGCAAUAGUAAGAGAUCCUAUUACACGAGUUGAAUCGGCCAUUCGGUAUUUCAACAUGUACCCGAAUGUCAACCUUGCGGAUUUUGCUUUGGAUCCUCUGAAAUAUGAUACGACACCCCACUCAAUGUCUAACAACAGAAUGGCUUUCGAAUUUGGAUUCCCUCUUGAACUUUUUCCCAGAAGAAAAAUAAGGAUUCCGGAUAAAGAAAAACGUGCUCAGGAUUACAUAAACGUAGUAAUAAAUGACUUCAGUCUUAUAAUGAUAAACGAAAGAAUGGACGAAUCUGUUAUUUUACUGAAGAGAAUAUUGGGUUGGUCGUUUAAGGACGUUGUUUAUCAGAAACAAAAUGUUGCGAAGAACAACAACAGAAGAUUUACAGAGACGGAUGUUGCAAAUCUUGAAAAGCAUCUGUAUUUAGAUACAGCAUUGUAUGUUCGGGCAUUGGCAGAGUUUAAUAAAAAGAUAGCGAAAGCUGGUAAAGAGUUUCUGGACGAGGUAGAAUAUUUUAAAACAAUUCAAAACAAAACUGCUGAAUUUUGUUCUCGUAAAACAUUUGGAGAUUCACCGUUGAGGUUUGAAAAAUCCCUAUGGGAUAAUUCAUUUGAAAUUGAUAAAUCCGACUGUGACCUGUUCACUAAAUUUGAAACCACAUUCAUACAAGACAUACGAAUGCAAAUGUAUGGGAAAUUAAAGAUUUAAUGAGCAUAUGUAGAAACUGUACUGCUGAUGUAAAUAUGUUUUAAUUACAUCUGGUUUAGACAAUAUUGUACAGCAGAUAUAUUAGGACGUGUAUACUUGAUUUCAUCUGAAACCUCGAUGCAUAAUUAUAAUAUCCUAUAUGAAACAAUAUGGAAACUAUUUCAUAGUAUUCAUAGUAUACGUUUUACAUGAAAAAUAUGAUAUCGUAGCAAUUUCAAUUGUUUGUCAUAUGAAAGACUGAAUAAACAAUUGUAUGCAGUCCAUUUACUGUAAUUUAAUUUAACAUUAAAACUUCUUGUUUAUGUUCA